Molecule: messenger RNA, 1602 nt
Organism: Penicillium concentricum
Lineage: Eukaryota; Fungi; Ascomycota; Eurotiomycetes; Eurotiales; Aspergillaceae
Exons: 7
Coding region: 1-1602 (533 amino acids)
Biological process (GO): carbohydrate transport; transmembrane transport
Cellular component (GO): membrane
Molecular function (GO): carbohydrate:proton symporter activity
Source: RefSeq, a predicted model, not a curated record
AUGGAGCGGUCGCCAUCCCCAGACGAUCGUCCACAGAGAGAUGAGAACAACAAAUUCCCCCUACUAGCUCAUAAGAGGUUCUUAUGGGUCUCCGUAUUUGUCGGAUUUUCUAUGCUCGAGUAUGGCUUCGACAAUGGUGAAAUAAACGGCUUCCAGGCUAUGACCGGCUUUCUACAAGUAUUUGGCUACAAAGAUCCCUCUGUGCACAGUGGUUGGAACAUCGCGGCUGGUCCCCAACAAAUUAUCUCGUCAUUCUUGCUUCUCGGCUCCUUCAUUUCAUCCUUACUGUCCGGUGUAUUCAGCCGCUAUCUCGGACGCCGUCACUGCGUGAUGCUCGGGAUGGUUGUCUUGGUUGUAGGAGUUACAAUACAGAUUGUGACAACCACCUUGGGCCUCCUUUACUUUGGCAGGUUGGUGACUGGUCUCGCCAACGGACUGAUCAUGAAUUUUACAUUCUUGUACGUUGCGGAAAUGUCCCCUGCACACUUGCGAGGCGUUGCCUAUGCUCUAGUGUCUGGGUGGGUGACGUUGGGCAGCGGUAUCGGAGCCGUCAUUAUCAAUAAGACAUCCACAAUAAUGAGCCGUCUCUCUUAUCAGAUUCCGCUGUAUACUCUCUAUUUCCUGCCUGCAGUCAUGCUCGUGGGCCUAUUCUUCCUUCCGGAAUCACCUCGCUGGCUCCUACUGCACGGAAAAACCGACGAUGCACUAAAAUCUCUCACUUGGAUUCGUGCAGACGCCUGCGAUCGGUUCGAGGUGCUCAAGGAAUUUGAGGAAAUGAGGAUCAACAUUGAGCAUGAAUUGAGCAGUGAUUCGAGGGCAGCCUUUUUCCAACAGUUCAGCAAGCGCCAUCGUCGCCGUACCAUGAUCAGUAUCUGUAUUGGUUUCAUGAAUCCAGCAGUCGGUGGAAUGUUUGUGGUGGCAUUCGGAACCUAUUUCAUGCAAACGGUUGGUGUUAAGGACCCCUUUAUGUGGAGCGUUGUAGGCCAGUGGGUUGGAUACUUCGGACAAGUCAUCUCAUACCCAUUCAUCGCGAUGCUUGGAAGAAGAACCAUGCUUCUCCUUGGAGUCGGUAUCUGCUGUGUGUCUUUGUUGAUUCUCGGCAUCCUAUUCCAAGUUCCCGCGAGCCAGUCUGCUCGCGCCGGUGGUGUGAUUUUCUUCAACACAUUCUACCACUUCGGUUUCAACUUCGGCGUCGUCAGUCUGGUCUACAUGGUAUCGGGUGAAAUUCCCGCGCAGAACCUGCGGGCAUGUACAACUGGCAUGUCUACUGGAAUUGGCUUUGUAUUUGCGUGGUUGACUGCAUUUACGGCCCCGUACUUCAUCAAUCCCGCUGAGCUCAACUGGGGUGGCAAUUACGGAUUUGUCUGGUUCUCCUCGAGUGUGAUGGCACUUGUUUUCAUUUAUUUCUUCGUCCCUGAAGUCCGGGGUAGGAGUCUUGAAGAGAUCGAGGAGAUGUUUGAUAAGAAUGUUCCAGCCCGGAAGUUCCAGAGCUAUAUCUGUGAGAGUGUAGAACGGGCGAACAGGGAGGCGGCUAAAGACUUGAACCACGAAGAAGCGAAGGAAGGACAGAUUGAGCAUAUCGAGAUAACUGCUCGCACUUGA